UUGCUGUGGGCUUUUCCCUUUGCUGCAAGAAAUGUUCUUUGACUAGGAGAGAUCUGGGAAAUCCCGCCAAGAAAUUCAUGCAUCAUCCAUAGGCUUUUUCGCGGGAAUUCUUGCGGUGCGUCGAUGCGUGGGGCGAUGGGGCUUUUUUUACAUGAGAGUGGGGGCCCCUUGACUGAGAGAGUGAGUGAGAAAGAAUUGGCUUUUGAGGUGUCUGAGUGUGUGAAAAGUCGUUCCCUGACCACUUGAACAGCUCCCCAGACCGUUCAGUUGUAACUCGAGAAGCAGUGAGUGAAGAAGUGCCGCGUGUUUUUAGACAAGAGAAAAAUCUAUUUUUUAUUUAAGAAACUUUAGUGAAAUUUUGUGAAGUUGAGAGACUCUACAAGAGCUAAAAGGAAUAUUUUUUUUUGGAUUUUUGGAGAUUCGCGUGAAGAAAGAGUGGAGAGUGAGGCGCCAAAAUGCUGUCCUUUAUCCUCCUAUGUGCUGUCCUUUCGUCCUUUCUCCAGCUCAGUCAUCCUCUGCCAAAUGGCGCCCCUGAAACUGUUUGCUUCACACUCAUGCCCUUUCACGGUGGCGGAAUCCCUCCACAGAAUGACAUUUCACCAUUUGAAGUUCAGCCUACGGUCAAUGUGAUCGGUCAGGGGCAGACUCUUGUUGUAGAGAUUGAAGGAAUCACUCCAGAACUCAAGUUUGGAGGCUUUAUGCUUCAUGCUAGAAGCGUUACACCGCCAUAUUCAGUUGUAGGCCGUUUUAAUCCCACUUCUGAUGGCCUUGUAAAGCUCAUCAGUUGCAAUGGGCAGGACAAUACCGUCACUCAUGUAUCUCCACAGGGGAAAUCUAGAAUUGCUGUUGAGUGGGAAGCUCCAUUAGACUAUUUGGGACCGGUGGUGUUCAAUGCAACAGUUGCUCAAGACUACUCUCACUUCUGGGUAGGCAUUGAAUCCACCCCAGUUCAAGUUGUGCCCAGAGGAGGUGCCCCACCAAGUGGCGGAAUCUCCACAACGCGCCGUCCAAUAACCUCAACCCGUCCAGUGUAUGAACCUAGUCCUGUAGCGUCCAAUAUUUUAAGUACAGAUCCAAUUUACGAUGGUUGCGGAUCGACCAAGAGUUGUUUCGCCGUUCCUGACAACUGCCUAAAGCAGAGACAAUGCCAAGCCGUUGCAACGGUGACUGCCAGGGGAGAGAGGUUCUUCUUCGAAAUCAAAUCCGGUCACAAUAAUCCAGCCUACGUCGCUGUUGGCCUAUCAACAGAUGACAGAAUGAUGGAGGAUUCUGUGAUUGAGUGUGUUCCACAAGCUGGUCAGGUUAAUGUCUAUGCUUCAUGGACCGUUGCUAGACCCUACAAUGCUGUGCGACAAUCAGGAAGUCAUUUGCGUCUCCAAAAUGCUUCCUAUACCGAUGGUGUUAUCUACUGCAACGUCGAGAGGGAUGCAAGGAGCACGGUGAUGGGAAAGACAUUUGAUCUCCUCAAUGAGAAAUACUACCUCCUAUUGGCUUCUGGCAGCAGUAUUAGGGACAGUGGCGUCGCUUUCCAUGACAUCCUCUUCAGACCUACAAGCCGGAGUGCUAGGCUCACAGAUCCCACCAACUUCGAGGCAGCUUCCGUGCUCCUUUACCGACUCCAUGGGGCUUUUAUGCUGAUCGCUUGGAUUGGCACUGCUUCAGCUGGUAUCCUCGUUGCGCGCUACUUCAAACAGACCUGGGUAGGAAGUCAAAUGUGCGGCAAAGAUCAAUGGUUUGCGUGGCAUCGAAUUUUUAUGGUGACAACAUGGACCUUGACAAUGGUUGGCUUCAUCAUAAUCUUCGUGGAAGUUCAGGGUUGGUCACAAGCUCAGAAUCCACAUGCCAUCCUGGGGCUCGUCACCACAAUCAUCUGCUUCUUCCAGCCCAUUGGAGCACUCUUCCGGCCUCAUCCUGGCAGUAAGAACCGACCCUACUUCAAUUGGGGUCACUGGUUCGGCGGAAAUGCAGCCCAUAUCCUGGCCAUUGUAACCAUCUUCUUUGCCGUAAAACUACCACGAGCGGAACUUCCUGAGUGGAUGGAUUGGAUUUUGGUGGCAUUUGUUGCAUUCCACGUGUUUAUGCAUUUCGUAUUCUCGAUUGCCGGAUGUGCCAGCGACCGAAGCAGUGGCCAGAGGAUUACAGCCUUCCCCAUGACAGACAUGACACCGUCGAGGAGCUCAAUGGGAUCGGAAAGAAAACAGGAUGCUCCGUAUUCAAAGCUCAGGAAGAUCCUCUUGGGACUCUACCUCACGAUCCUCAUCCUAUUUGUGAUCGCCCUGGUGGUGAUCGCCGUUUUGGCGCCCAUUGAGACCGCCGUGAAUGAGAUCACAACCAAAAUCAACAACUAAAGAGUGUGCCUUAGUGUGUUUUAUGAUUUUUUCUUCUUCCAUGCAGUAUUUGAGAUCAUCACGUCCCUUUGAAAAUUUGCUAGAAUAACUGAUGCAUUUAUCGAGGAGGACAUUUAUUUUUUCCCAAAAAAAAAAAACAAGAACGGUCAACACACGAUCGUUUUCUCAGAAGAUGAUAUCAAUGAGGCCAUAAUGCACAAAUUUUUUCUUUAAAUAGUAUCCUCGAAAUGUGUUUUACAACGAUUUUUAUCCUUUUGAGAUCACAAAAAUUCCACUAAAUGAUCGAAAUAGUUUUUUUUCAUUGUGUAAAUUUUCUUUUUAGACUUAGGAAUGAGAAUUUUAUUUUAAUUUAAAUUUGCAAGAAAUGCGACACAAGUGCGCCGAAUAAUACGAGUCUGUAAAUAAUAUUUUAGUAAUUGUUAAGUUUUUUUUAAAUGUAAAAAUAUUGUGUAAUUUUUUAUUAAUUUUAUACAAUAAAUCAUAACAUAGAA
Phlebotomus papatasi is the source of this 2839-nucleotide messenger RNA. RefSeq names its product putative ferric-chelate reductase 1 homolog. The transcript is spliced from 7 exons. Bases 456 to 2348 code for a protein of 630 amino acids. NCBI's taxonomy places the organism in Eukaryota, Metazoa, Arthropoda, Insecta, Diptera, Psychodidae. The record is from RefSeq and is a predicted model, not a curated record. Gene Ontology annotation, molecular function: oxidoreductase activity, acting on metal ions.